UAUCGUUAAACUGUAUAGUUCUGUAUCGCGUAAGCCGAACAUUAUCGCCCGCCACCACAGACAACCUCGUCCGACAGCUUCAAGCCCAACCUCUCAAGAUGCCCGGCAAAGUCAAGGCCUACGAGCUCCAAUCCAAGUCAAAAAAUGACUUGACCAAGCAACUUAAUGAGCUCAAGGGUGAGCUCCUGAGCCUCCGCGUGCAGAAGAUUGUCGGAGGUGCCCCCUCAAAACUUACUAAGAUCAAUGUUGUCCGGAAGUCGAUUGCACGGGUGCUGACAGUGAUGAACCAAAAGGCACGGCAAAACCUGCGGGAAUACUACAAAAAUAAGAAGUAUCUCCCACUCGACCUCCGACCGAAGAAGACGCGUGCAAUCCGGAGACGGUUAACUAAGCACGAGGCGUCGUUGAAGACAGUGAAGCAGCAUAAGAAAGACAUUCACUUCCCUAUCCGCAAGUAUGCAGUGAAGGCAUGAGUUGGUGGGGCAGGAGAGUCCACGAUUAUGCCGAUGAUUUACUGUUUCCACGUUGAUAUUCCGUAUGCCCUGCACCCGGCCACGAUAUGCAAAA
Pisolithus orientalis is the source of this 567-nucleotide messenger RNA. RefSeq names its product ribosomal protein L35. Gene Ontology annotation, biological process: maturation of LSU-rRNA from tricistronic rRNA transcript (SSU-rRNA, 5.8S rRNA, LSU-rRNA); translation. Gene Ontology annotation, cellular component: cytosolic large ribosomal subunit; ribosome. The record is from RefSeq and is a predicted model, not a curated record. The coding region runs from base 99 to 473 and encodes 124 amino acids. NCBI's taxonomy places the organism in Eukaryota, Fungi, Basidiomycota, Agaricomycetes, Boletales, Pisolithaceae. Gene Ontology annotation, molecular function: structural constituent of ribosome; mRNA binding. The transcript has 5 exons.